Messenger RNA from Trypanosoma grayi, 1122 nucleotides. RefSeq names its product presenilin-like aspartic peptidase. NCBI's taxonomy places the organism in Eukaryota, Euglenozoa, Kinetoplastea, Trypanosomatida, Trypanosomatidae. Gene Ontology annotation, cellular component: membrane; nucleus. Gene Ontology annotation, biological process: protein processing. The transcript has a single exon. Bases 1 to 1122 code for a protein of 373 amino acids. The record is from RefSeq and is a predicted model, not a curated record. Gene Ontology annotation, molecular function: aspartic endopeptidase activity, intramembrane cleaving.
AUGCCACAGCUAAUGUUGGCGACGGAUGGCGUGGCUUCGAUUCUUGGAAAGCGCCUCGUUGCAUUGCUCGUUCCCGUUCUUGCUACCAUGCUUGUUGUUUCAUGGAGUGUGCUCAAUCUGCCGAAUCCGUUUGUAGGCCAGUAUGAGGCACCCUUCUUUCUUAUCAUGGAUGAAAGCAGCAAGGACAGCGUCAAGGGAAAAAUUGAAUCUUCCGUAGUAAAUGCACUGGUUGCCAUUGGUGUUGUCACAGCUGUCACGUUUCUCAUGGUGCUGCUGUACAGGUGGGGUUGUGAGAAAAUUCUCUUUGGAUGGCUUAUGCUCUCUGCCAGUUCUGUUUUAUUUGUAAUGCUGGGGAUCUGGAUAGAUCUUGUCUGUACCCGCUUUCAGAUACCGUAUGAUAUUGUCACGGCAGCCAUCCUUCUAUGGAACGUUGCUGCUGUUGGUCUUAUUUCAAUAUUUUACUAUUCGCAUCCUGUUCUGGCGCAGGUGAAUUUGAUUUUGGUAUCCAUCGUCAUUGCAUGUUGUUUGACUCUCAUUCCAGAAUGGACGGCGUGGUCAUUACUUGUUGCUGUCGCAAUAUAUGACGUUGCUGCUGUUCUGUGUCCACACGGUCCACUUCAAAUGCUUGUCGCGGUGGCGGAGGAGCGCAAUAAACCUCUGCCUGGAUUUGUAUAUGAUAGUUCGAGCGAGAUUGCUAUGAUACCAAUGCGAAACUAUGAGGGUGAAGAAGAAGCUGUGAAAAUGCGUCCAGUUUCCGAUGUUAGUGAAGAGAGAUCAAACAAAGUGGUUGCACAAGAUCCUUCCCAAGGGUUUUCAGCGUCUUUUUUGUACAAUGUGCUCAACCGUGUUCCUUUUGUACUUGGACUGGGAGACUUUAUCUUUUACAGUUUCUUGUGUGGGAGGGCGGCCAUCUAUUCGUUUUUGCCUUGGAUGAUGUCAUCUUUGGCUGUUUUGCUCGGUCUUGUUGGCACUCUUACUUCUUUGGUGCUGCUAAAAGGCAAAGUUAAGGCUCUUCCCGCGUUGCCUAUUUCCAUUUUCUGUGGUGUGGUUACAUUCUUCUUCUGUCGCUACAUUAUUGUCCCAUUCGACUGGUUUGCAACAAUGUCGAUGUUGGCUCUUUGA